Molecule: messenger RNA, 1018 nt
Organism: Scleropages formosus (Asian bonytongue)
Lineage: Eukaryota; Metazoa; Chordata; Actinopteri; Osteoglossiformes; Osteoglossidae
Gene: ntaq1
Product: N-terminal glutamine amidase 1
Exons: 6
Coding region: 101-709 (202 amino acids)
Cellular component (GO): nucleus; cytosol
Molecular function (GO): protein-N-terminal asparagine amidohydrolase activity; protein-N-terminal glutamine amidohydrolase activity
Source: RefSeq, a predicted model, not a curated record
UUGUGACACAACAGGCGGAAGUCUCGGGAGCGGACAUGUAGUUGUGCCGUGGGCUCGCACCGCCGGAGUCCGGCGCGGUGAAGUGGUUCGCGGCUUCGAGAUGCAGCAGAACGGCCUUUCGGCGCAGCACGAGCGCAUCGCUCCGGCCAGACACGAGUGUGUGUACACGAGCUGUUACUGUGAAGAAAAUGUUUGGAAGCUCUGUGAACAUAUUAAGACCAGCAAGCGGUGCCCUCUGGGUGACGUUUAUGCCGUCUUCAUAUCGAAUGAGAGGAAGAUGGUCCCUAUUUGGAAGCAGAAAUCUGGCCGUGGAGAGGAGCCUGUCAUUUGGGAUUACCACGUUAUUCUCCUGCAUGACUGCCACAAGGAGCAAACCUUCAUAUAUGAUCUGGACACUACUCUGCCGUUCCCCUGUCCGUUCGACACUUACGUCAAAGAAGCGUUUAAGUCGGACAAUUAUAUAAAUCCAGCUUUCUGGAGAAAGCUGAGAGUUGUUCCUGCGGACGUGUUCCUGCAAAACUUUGCAUCGGACCGGUCGCAUAUGAAAGAUGCCAGCGGAGGUUGGCGCAUGCCUCCGCCCCCGUACCCCUGUAUCGAAACUGCAGAAUCCAGGAUGAACCUUGACGACUUCAUCAGCAUGAACCCCAGUGUGGGCUGGGGACACGUCUACACCCUCGAGGAGUUUGUGCAGCACUUUGGAAAAACCUGAUGCCCUGUGAAUUUUGCCAAACGGGGCUUGAGCGAAAGGUUGUUUACACUGUGGAAUCAAAUUUCUUAAGUGCAAAACAGAGCGAUAGCCUGAAGAAAUGUGACAUCAUUUUAACUGCCAGGCUUGUUACAUUUGUACUGAUGUAAAUUGUUUUUAUGCAGUAAAUACUAAAUGUGAAAUGUCCUAUAAAUAAAUUUUGGAAAUGAAACCAUGCAGACCAGAAAAAUGCAAAUUUUUAAUUACUGGCAUUUAUUGGUGUUUUUCUCUGUAACCAGUGCAAGAAAUACAAAUAAUAAAAAUAAUCAUGAA